AAUAAAUUUCCAGCAGCGCGACAAUUUCAAGUCAGUUCAAGACAACAACACACGACACGACACGAUAAUCAUGGAGCAGCAAACCAAGUCCCAUGCGUCGUUGUUCGAGGUCUACCUACGAUUACGACCUCCUCCAUUGUCAAGCUCUCAACAUUCUACAACUCCGCCGGACAGAUUCUUGGCCGUGGAAGACGUGGACGAGGAAGAUGCACUCCCCACGCACAUCACGCUAAACCCUCCCAACGAGAAUAGAAGACGCGCCGUCGAGAAGUUUGCAUUUACAAAGGUCUUUGAGGAGGAUGCAACACAAUUGGAUGUCUUCCAUGGCACUGGGGUAUUGCCUCUGGUGGAGGGAGUCCUGGGGGCUCAAGGUGGCAAUGGACGAGAUGGGUUAUUAGCAACAUUGGGAGUGACUGGCUCCGGGAAGGUGAGUUUCUUCUUUUUUCUAGUGAAAAAAUAGUAUGCUGAUAUCAUGGCAGAGUCAUACAAUACUAGGAUCCCGAUCGCAAAGAGGUCUCACUCAAUUAGCACUCGAUGUGCUCUUCCGUUCCAUCUCCAACAACACCCUUGACCCCAGCACGAAUACCUCUGUACAUGCCACAGUCGCUGCGUCAGACCCUUCCGAAGCACAAGUCAUGUCUGCUCAAAUGUUUCUCGAUACUAUGUUUGGCGAUCCCUCCGCAUCCCGCGGAAGCAGCUCUCGAGCACAUACACCCAUGGUAAAGCGCACUCCUUUAUUUGCAGACCAUGAUCUUGAGCAUCAUCCCGACUCCGAAGUCUCGUACCCCUCUCUCCCAAUCGACCCAGCAGGAAGUCCUAAAAGUAUCCGAUUCGUGAGGACCCCAAUGGCAGAAAAUAGUAUUCUCGCCUCGACAGUGUCGACAUUGUCCCAUCUCCCUUCUUACAUGCAAACCACGGCGGCCAUAGCUAGAAAGUACGUUACUAAAUUUGACUUCAAGGGCGACUCGUAUCCACCACCUACUCCGCGAAGACACCUUCUCCAACGGCCUUCCGUCAUACCCCAGCUUCCGGAUAUAGGUAAUUUGACGGUUGACAUCGAUCCCAAUUCCGAUUACGCGAUUCUCAUUUCGAUGUAUGAGGUUUAUAAUGAUCGGAUAUUUGAUUUGUUGACGCCUGCCUCGCCGAAUAAGUCUACAAAGGAUUAUCGAAGAAGACCCCUCUUGUUUAAACCCACAGAGCAAUCCCCCGAUCGAAAGGUCGUUACCGGAUUGCGAAAGAUUAUUUGUGGUACUAUGAGAGAGGCGUUGCUAGUACUAGAGGCCGGAUUGACGGAGCGAAGGGUUGCAGGUACAGGAUCGAACAGUGUCAGCUCGAGAUCCCACGGAUUCUUUUGCGUGGAGGUAAAGAAGAGAAGGAGGAGUCGAAUGCCUAGUUCUUGGGGAGGCAGCGCUCUUACGGUUGUUGAUUUGGCUGGGAGUGAGAGAGCUAGAGAUGCCAAAACGGCUGGAGCUACGUUGCAAGAGGCUGGUAAGAUUAACGAAAGUUUGAUGUAUUUGGGACAAUGUCUUCAAAUGCAGUCCGAUAUUGGCAAUUCCGUAAAGGUAUGUUUCUUUAUUUAUGGCUUCGAGUAGUAACAUACUAAUCGAUCAAAGCCAAAUCUUGUACCAUUCCGACAAUGUAAACUCACGGAACUUUUGUUCUCCAAUUCAUUCCCAAGCUCAUCUAUUUCGUCAACGGCUUCACACUCACAAUCACAAUCCCACCACCGAAAUCCACAGAAAGGUAUUAUGAUUGUUACAGCCGAUCCGCUUGGCGACUUUAAUGCCACAUCUCAAAUCCUUCGAUAUUCUGCCCUCGCUCGAGAGGUGACCGUCCCUCGGAUUCCGUCUGUAAGUUCAACUAUCAUAGCUCAAUCAACAGUAUCGCAUUACUUUUCUCAAACGCAUACCCGAACCGCUAGCGGAGGACGAACCACUCCAUCUGACAGUGAACGGGAGACCAUGGAAAUCGCAGCGCUGGAAAUUGCUCGGAUGAGUGAAGAAAUUGAUGGUCUGAGAGCCGAGUUAAAAGACGAGCAAGACAGACGGUGCGAGUCGGAAGCGCAUCUUGAGAGUAUGCGUGAGCGGAUGGCCGAUAUCGAGAUGGAUAUCCGGGAAGAAGUCUUCUCGGAAAUGGAGAAGCAGAUGGAGAUUGAGAUGCGUAGGUGGAAGGCUAGUUUUGCCGCGGAAGCAGAUCGUAACGGUGAGCAUCUCGACCGCAAACUUGAGAUCCUGUCCAAAACCAUGGACCUCGACGUCCUAGGAUCCGAGAACAAAGAAAACUUCCACCCUGGAGAAACCCGAAAUGACGAUCUUGAGGCGGAAAACGAGAGGCUCAAAAGAGAGGUUGAAUUGCUGAGAAGAGAAAUGCAGUGUAAGAGUCCCAGUAAGCGGAUUCCGUUGAGGGAGAGCAAGACGAAUAAGGCUAUGACGGAUUUGGGAGGCAGUAUGGAACGAUUGAGUUUUUCUACUUCUAGUGAGAGGAAUUCCCGAUUGCCGGAGCUGAAGAUGCCGGGAAAUGGGAGUCCGUUGAAGAAGGUUAGGAAGUUGGCGUCGAAGAAGUGGGAUGUUGAUGAGGAUGAUUUAUGAUUGUGUAACUUGGUACUUGAUGAAUGAAUGAUGCAGCGGU
This is a messenger RNA of Hymenoscyphus albidus, 2628 nucleotides long. The record is from the annotation of a GenBank genome assembly. NCBI's taxonomy places the organism in Eukaryota, Fungi, Ascomycota, Leotiomycetes, Helotiales, Helotiaceae.